Messenger RNA from Glycine soja, 2646 nucleotides. Its product is annotated as cation/H(+) antiporter 28-like. The record is from RefSeq and is a predicted model, not a curated record. Gene Ontology annotation, molecular function: antiporter activity. Lineage: Eukaryota; Viridiplantae; Streptophyta; Magnoliopsida; Fabales; Fabaceae. Gene Ontology annotation, biological process: regulation of pH; proton transmembrane transport. The transcript has 4 exons. Gene Ontology annotation, cellular component: membrane; endomembrane system. The coding region runs from base 1 to 2382 and encodes 793 amino acids.
AUGGCUUUUGGCUUGCCAAUGAAGGCCAUGGAAGCAACUGUGUGUGGAGACAAGUUAGGCAAUCUCAUAUUGGAAUUAGCUAAAAACUUUGCUAUAUACAUUGGAAUGGUGAUUGCGUGCAAUGGUUUACAUCUUCUACUGAAGCCUUAUAAACAACCACGCAUUACUUCAGACAUAAUUGUAGGACUAGUUGUGGGGAGAAUAGGAUUCGUACGUAGACUAUUCGCGAAAUUCAACCUAACGUUUGGGUUUAUCAUUGAUUUUGGAAUGACAUGUUAUAUGUUUGCAUUGGGGAUAGAGAUGGAUCCUCAUGCUCUGUUUGCACGACCAAAUAGGUACACUAAGGUUGCUUUUACAGGAGUUUUAUGCACGUUGGUCGUGACAGGAAUUUCAACACCGAUUUUUCGAUACUUCCCAAGUCAUCAUAGGCUAAUAGAUUUCACCCUCUGCUUCGCCACAUUGGCUGCUAGCACAGACUCGCCAGUGCUGACACGCUUAAUAACUCAGCUCAAAAUAGGCAAAUCCGACAUAGGGAAGCUUGUGAUUGGAGCAGGGGUGCACUCAGAUUUUGUGUGCUGUUUGAUCCUUUGCAUUGGGUACAUUGUUCUUCCAUUGCCUGAAUUUUGCCACCAUUUGGAAGACAAGAUGGACAUUAAGAAGUCCCUUCAAAUGGGGUGUGCAGUGGUGGUGCAGGUAGUGUUCACUGCCAUGGUUUCACCAAUCCUUAUGAAGUGGGUUGGUAAUGAAAACCCUGAAGGUAGACCCAUGAAAGGCCCACACUUGAUACUCUCACUUGCCUUCAUGGUCUUAAUGUGUGCCUCCACCACUAUGUAUUACUAUCAUCCAAUCUUAAGUGCUUUUUUAGUAGGCCUUUGUGUUCCCAGGGAGGGUAGAGUUUCCAAAUGGGUUAUCACCAAAAUCAAUUAUUUGAUGACCACUAUUUUCUUUCCCAUCUUUUUCCUGUGGAUGGGGUAUGAAACUGAUUUCACGAUGAUUGAUGCACCUAAUGCUUUCACAUGGAUAAGACUAGUUGUGCUCUUUACAGUGGCAACAGCUGGAAAAGUUGCUGGAACAGUUAUUUCUGGUGCCAUGCUGGGCUUUCACUGGCCCGAAUCCGUUGCAAUUGGAAUGCUCCUUGUCACUAAGGGCCAUUUGCAAAUCUACUUAGCUAUCAAAGUGAUAGGUUGUGGUGCUACAAGUAUGUCCACCGGCAUUGUCAUGGUAAUUGCAACCUUUUUAACAACUUUGCCUGCCCCAACAAUUGUGGCAAAAAUCAUUAAACGUGCAAGGAAAAGAGCACCUACUCAUCGUUUGGCGCUUCAAUUGCUUGACCCUUUAAGUGAGCUAAGGAUCCUCCUGUGUGUCCAAGGACCUCAGAAUGUUCCUGCCUCCAUUAACUUGGUCGAGAUCACGAAAGGGACGGCUGACACCAGUAUUGUGCUAUAUGUCACUGACAUGAUUGAACUCACUGAUGAAUUAUCAGACACAUUGGAGAGGGAUGAAGGAGUGCACACGACCACAGUGAAAGACAAAGAAGUCAUGGACAUGAGAGACCAAGUAACCAACUUAUUUCAAGCCUAUGUGGUGGAGAAUGAUGAUGGCAUUACACUCAAAAGAACCAUGGCACUCUCAACAAUCACUAGCAUGCCACAAGACAUUUGCAUUUUAGCAGAGGACUUGAUGGUUGCCCUCAUCAUAUUGCCAUUCCACAGGAGUCAGCGUGAGGAUGGAAAAUUGGAUGGUGGUAAUUCAGGGUUCAGAUACGUGAACCGAAAGGUACUAAGAAAUGCCCCUUGUUCUGUUGGGAUUCUAGUAGAUAGAGGCCUUGGAUCAGUUGAGCAUAUAACAAGAUGUCAAGUAGCAGUAAAUGUGGGAGUCAUAUUCAUUGGGGGAAAAGAUGAUAGGGAAGCACUUGCCUACGCUAGCCGUGUAGCGCAGCAUCCACAAGUUAAGCUCACAGUAAUAAGAUUCCUGGAAGAUAGCAGUGUAGAAUCCUCAUCAUUGUUCAGGAUCAUCCUUCCAGAGCAGGAGCAGGAGAAGCAGUUGGAUGAUGAAUGCUUUACACAGUUCUACGAAAGGCAUGUGAUCGGAGGAGGUAGGAUUUCCUAUAUGGAGAAGCAUCUUGCAAAUGCUUCUGAGACCUUCUCCACUCUCAGAUCAUUUGAAGGGCAAUACUCAUUGGUUAUUGUUGGAAGAGAAGGAGGAAUGAACUCUAUUUUGACAAGGGGAAUGAAUGAUUGGCAACAAUGCCCGGAAUUGGGACCAAUAGGGGAUGUUCUUUCAGGAUCAGACUUCUCUACAACUCUUUCUGUUUUGAUCAUCCAACAACAUAGACUUAAAGGAGAAAUAGAUGGGUUAGAUGAAGACUUCUCUAUGAUAUAAGUGUUAGAUGGAUAGGUAGUGUAGAAGUAGAUACUAAUUGUAGCAAGGAAACAGAUAAUGCUAGAAGGAAUGUUGUUACAACUUCAAGGGAAAAUUGUAAAGAUGGCAUCAUUUUAAGUUUCAUCUAGAAGGAAUGUGACAUCUUGAGGCUUUUAAAGCUCACAACUUUCUUCAGCAUAAGUUUCUUCAAUGUACAUCAAUUGUCCCUGAAAACUUCGCCAUCUCUGUCUGCAUUUGAAAGUUUAAAUGUCCAGGCAAAUGAUA